Molecule: messenger RNA, 1281 nt
Organism: Penicillium waksmanii
Lineage: Eukaryota; Fungi; Ascomycota; Eurotiomycetes; Eurotiales; Aspergillaceae
Gene: gprD
Product: protein gprD
Exons: 2
Coding region: 1-1281 (426 amino acids)
Biological process (GO): adenylate cyclase-activating G protein-coupled receptor signaling pathway
Cellular component (GO): plasma membrane
Molecular function (GO): G protein-coupled receptor activity
Source: RefSeq, a predicted model, not a curated record
AUGCUUGGUCACGUUCUUCGUUCUUUGUCUACUGCUGGGGGUGAUGGCUCUCUUGCCCGUCGCUGGGAGUUUCGUGAUGAAGCUCCUCUUGAGGGUAGCGAUCGGUCACUCUUUAUUGCAAUGGGAGUAAUUGCCCUCUUCUCACUAUGCUCUACCUUCGGCCUCUUGUCAUUCCUUACCUAUCGGUUCAUUUACUGGCAGCGUUAUUAUAAAAGCCCGCUCGGCCAGAACCAAUACGUCGUUCUCAUUUACAAUCUCCUACUCGCCGAUCUGCAACAGGCUAUUGCCUUUACCAUCAGUCUUUACUGGGCAUCCCGGGGUGGUGUUCACUUUGGCGAACCGGCCUGCUACUUGCAGGGAUGGUGGGUUCAGACGGGUGACCCCGGUAGUGGGCUGUUCGUUCUUUCUAUUGCGCUGCAUACUGGUGCAGUGGUGAUGCGUGGUAGACAGUUACCAUUCAAUAUCUUCGCUUACUGUGUUGUCGCAUUGUGGAUGUUCAUUCUGGUUUUGGGAUUCAUUCCUGUUGGCCUCUACGGCAAAGAGGCUUUUGUCAUCUCAGAAGCCAACUGGUGUUGGUUGAGCCCCGAAAACGAAGACGAACGCCUCUGGGGCCACUAUAUCUGGAUUUUCCUCUCCGAGUUCGGCACUAUCGCUCUCUACGCCAUCAUGUUCUUCUAUCUCCGCCGCCGGAUGGCGCAAGCAAAGAUGCUCCGCCGUGGCCAACAAGAAAGCUUGCACCGAUUGAACCGAGUCGUCAUUUAUAUGGUUAUCUACCCAUUGGUCUACCUGGUUCUAUCACUACCCCUCGCCGCCGGUCGUAUGGCCACAGCCCGGGGUGACUCUCCGAGCAAAACCUACUUCGGUAUUGCCGGUUGUUUGAUGGCGCUCUCUGGUUUCAUGGACGUGGUAGUCUACACGCUGACCCGUCGCCACCUCCUCAUCGAUACCGAACACAGCACCACCGACCGCAACUACGACAAUAACACCGACUCUCAAUGGCAGACACAGAUCACAACCAACGCCAACGGGUCCCGCUCGAGAAAGUCCAAACGCGGAGGAUUGAUGAGUUCUCGCUUGGGCUCGCGACUUCGGCCUGGUGUCCAUAACAUUGAUAGGGAUGCGCACAAGAGUCCGUUCGAGGAUUCAACCGAGGAUAUCGUCCCAAAGAACGAUAUCGAAAUGAAUAAUUUCAAUGGCGUGUACCAAGAGACUACUAUUGAAAUUUCCCACGAGCCUGCCCCAAGCGAGUCUGCCGAACAAAGUGUGCGCCGGAGCCUUUAG